Messenger RNA from Acanthosepion pharaonis, 594 nucleotides. Lineage: Eukaryota; Metazoa; Mollusca; Cephalopoda; Sepiida; Sepiidae. The record is from the annotation of a GenBank genome assembly.
AUGAAUUACGCAUUCAAAGAAUACUCGUCAGACGCCCCUCCCGCCUACCAUAAAACACUACCUCCGUCAGCCAUUGCCCGUGAGUUUCUCUCUCUCUCUCUCUCUCUCUCUCUCUAUGCACAAGGGAGCUCCGGGUACUCGCCUAGCCUACUUAUACGCCACGGUCUGUUUCAGAUUCUCUAUAAUGUCGAGUGGAUAGGUCGAACCCUUGAUUUUUAUCGAAAUUUUGAUGACCCCCCCUCCCCCAAAACCCCCAAUAAACGUGCGAACAAUCCUCGAGUAUAUACGCUACAUGAUGGGUUUAACCAUCUCCUCCUUUCUCUCUCUCUCUCUCUCUCUCUCUCUCAACUCCCACUGAAAGUUUCUUCCACUUUAGGUAGCUCACGUGGCCACGUUUUGGCGGGAAACAAGCAAUCACUACCAGACUAUUCUGAAAAGCACCUCCAUAUACUUUCGCCUUUUCCAUUCUUUCUUUCUUUCUUUCUUUCUUUCUUUCUUUCUUUCUUGCUUGCUUCUUUUCUUUCUUUCUUUCUUUCUUUCUUUCUUUCUUUCUUUCUUGCUUGCUUUCUUGUUUGCAUUCUUUCUUUGUAUUAA